GGCUGAAGAGAUUUCCUUCCAAAGCCAUCACUUCUGAAAUGGCGUUGCUGUUUUCUGCCCUGAAUUUCAUCCAGGUGCUUUGGGGGAUGCUGUUCCUCGCCACCAGAGCUGCAGAAGGAAUUAUUUCCACAGACCCCUAUGAACUGGAGGUUGCCAACAACGGUCCCGUUACAACAGAAGCUCGGGCUACGAUUCAAUCCACCCUCCGCCAGAAGAACGAUGGGCAUCCCCCGUUGGACAUCCCCAAGUACCAUUUUGCCUGGAAGUUUGACGCCCCCUUGGUUCUGGUGGAGAAAAUCAAGCAUGGGAGAAAUUCCCAAAUUGUGGUCACUAGCCCAGUUCCUGGAGCGUUUCCUGUUUCUGUGGAGGUGAUGCAUUCUGACUGUUGGUUUUGUGGGACACUUGCAAGAAAUCUAACCGUUCUACAGGUUUCAGAGUUUAUAGUGGGGAAUCUCUCCCUCACUCGGAUGAAGAAUUGCAACGGGCACCAACUUGACUGCCAUCACACCUCUGGCAUCCCGGCCCUGGCGACUUUUUCUCUUCAUGACCCCAGUCGUUUUUUUAAGUCCGCAUCGUUCAUUUACAACUGGGAUUUUGGAGAUGGGACAGGAGCAGAAACAGGGAAGCCCACCAUCUACCAUAGUUAUUCUACCAUCGGGACUCGGACGGUGCGCCUCAACAUCACUGCAGAAUGGAGACGAGCGGGGACAAGCGGGGAACGCCCCAGAGAGGUUGUCCAGAAAACAGGACAUUUCACCACGACGUUGAAGUUGUUGGAGGAAGGCCAAGCAGAGCCGGAAGCUCAAGAUGCUGUAAGAAGCAUUAACAUCACAGGCUCCACUGAAGCCCAUGUGAUGGAAAACUUAAAUUUAUCUCUGCAUAUCCAGGGGAGUCCCCCCCUCAGUUUAUGCUGGUUAAUCAAGACGGAGUGCAUCCCGCUUGGAGGAGACCAGUGCCACCUAGUGGUGACAAAUAGCACGCGGUUCUACCUGAACCACACCUUCAGCAACGCGGGACAAUACUGCCUCAGCGUCCGCGUGGAGAACCGGGUGAACAUCUUGCAGUUCUACCAGGAGAUUCAGAUAAGGCCGUCGGGCAUCCACCCAGCUUUCUUCGUCCUGCCCUGCAUCAUCCUUUUACCGGCCACUCUGGGUUUAGCCGUCUACGUCACCUUUCGUAGCACCGUGCAGCAAAAGGACCUGGUGGAGGUUGCUGAUUUUGACUUCUCCCCCGUGUCCACCAAGAAGCCCUCCAGCACAGGAUGGGGCUGUGGGCAAAUCUGCUGCAAAACCUGCUUCCUUCAGUCGUCUCCAGAGCUUUGCAGCACGCCUAAAGAGCACCACCGCCUUCUUCAGCCCCUGUGCAAAUCCAGACAGCUGUACAGCGCCUGAGAGACUCCAAGCAACAUAUCGCUUGGGUCCAACGAGGUCACUUGGCCGCUCCGCCGUGCACUCCAAGUCCUUCAUGGAUGAUCAGAGGCUUUGCCAACGUGGGUGAAGAAGAAGUCAUUUGGCGGCAGAUGAUCAAUCAGCUGUCCAGAAAGAGCAAGCUUAACGCUGUCACCAUGCCAAAAUCAGCCUUACAGCCCUUGGAAAAAGAGGCUUCUGUUUUUCCACCUUAUGCUCAGGAUGCUUGAAAUUUUCUUGGUAAUUUCUCUUGUGGGAAUUUAAGAGCUGAUUUAACAGUGGGAGGUGCCAAGAAGGGAAUUUUCCUGGUGCGGCUUUUUUUGAUUAUCCAUCUCUCCCUAUCAUUCUGUAGGCUCCAAUAUCUGUACUUUCUAAACUUGGAAAGCACCCGAGGAGCAGUUCCUUUUUAACGUCUUUCCUUGGACCAUGAUA
Molecule: messenger RNA, 1838 nt
Organism: Candoia aspera
Lineage: Eukaryota; Metazoa; Chordata; Lepidosauria; Squamata; Candoiidae
Gene: TMEM130
Product: transmembrane protein 130
Exons: 8
Coding region: 39-1391 (450 amino acids)
Cellular component (GO): plasma membrane
Source: RefSeq, a predicted model, not a curated record